This is a messenger RNA of Fraxinus pennsylvanica, 903 nucleotides long. The record is from the annotation of a GenBank genome assembly. Lineage: Eukaryota; Viridiplantae; Streptophyta; Magnoliopsida; Lamiales; Oleaceae.
AUGAAUGGUGGGAUGCCACAUUCGAGGGGUUUGCAUCAGUUUGAUAUUGAAACAGGAAAAAUUGUGAGUGAGUGGAAAUUGGAGAAAGAUGGAACUGAUAUUACAAUGAGGGAUAUUAGGAAUGAAAGUAAAGGAGCUCAGAUGGAUCCCUCAGUGUCUACUUUCUUGGGGCUGGAUGAUAAUAGGUUGUGUAGGUGGGGCUGGAUGAUAAUAGGAGUGAUCAGCUUCAUAGGCAAGAGAGGUCACUGCAUCUUCCCUCUGCUGAGGAAGAACCUCAUUGAGGAGCUUCGUAACGCUACACAGGGAGAGUUGUAUGAACUGGAUGAAGCCAUUUUUCAUUGCAUCAUCAAGAAAUUACAUGUUACUUCGCCAUACGGUAACAACCUUCAUCACCAAGAAAAUGUCACCCAUGGUCAAUUCGCCUUUACGACAACUUUGUCUGGCAACUACUUGGCAUGCUUCUGGAAAGAUAACAGUCAUAACGGAGGUGGGAAUAUGAGCAUUGGUCUUGACUGGAAAACUAGAAUCGCCGCGAAGGAUUGGGAUUCAGUAGCAAAGAAAGAAAAAAAUGAAAAGCUUGAAGGAGCUGUGGAAGCAAUCCACGAAAACUUCAUCUAUCUCAAAGACAGGGAGGAUGAAGAUAAUUGGCAUCUCGAGAUUCUAUUUGCAGAACCUCCAUCGAUGGAGUAUGUUGGGCAUGCCGUGACGAUUGAAAAUGGAAUACGAGAUAUGGGGCUGACAGUUCGUACAACUGUCAGCAGGGAUGUAGAAAUCGUGCAAGUGUUGUGGGCCCCGGAGGUAAUGGCUAUGGAUAAAGAUGACAUCAAUAUGGAGUUGAUGGAUUUAGAAGAGAUGAUGUUAAUGGAGGGGUUAGGAACUUCUUAUUUUUGGCAUAGGAAGUGA